CCCUAAACCAGACUGCAAAAAGCAGUUUUCCCUGGGCUACAUUUAGACAAUCCUAUAAGCUUUCUAUUGACAGUUUAUACUUUCCUCUUGGUGCGCAUCAGCUGUUGGGGAAAAAAGCUGUUUGGCUAGUCCAAAUGGAUGCAAUUUUGAACUGCAAUCUGGAUGAUAUGGAAGAUUAUUACAUCUUGCUAGGAUGUGAUGAACUAUCCACGGUUGAACAAAUUCUUGCAGAGUUUAAGGUUAAAGCCCUUGAGUGUCACCCUGACAAACAUCCUGGAAACCCUAAAGCUGUGGAGAAUUUUCAGAAGCUGCAGCAGGCUAAAGAGAUACUUACUAACGAAGAAAGUCGAGCUUGUUAUGAUUACUGGCGACAAAGCAAAAUUACCAUUCCAUUCCAGCAGUGGGAGGCUCUGAGCAACUCCAUAAAAACGGUUGGUUUUUGUUUACCUAAAUUUCCUGGGUAUACAUUAGCAUUAGGAGAUUAG
Messenger RNA from Terrapene triunguis (Three-toed box turtle), 485 nucleotides. It is a transcript of the gene DNAJC12, whose product is annotated as DnaJ heat shock protein family (Hsp40) member C12. The record is from RefSeq and is a predicted model, not a curated record. Gene Ontology annotation, cellular component: cytoplasm. The coding region runs from base 135 to 485 and encodes 116 amino acids. NCBI's taxonomy places the organism in Eukaryota, Metazoa, Chordata, Testudines, Emydidae. The transcript is spliced from 3 exons.